AUGAUUCAUUCUGUCUUCAUUUUAUUGUUUGUUGUACAAACCGCGAUUUUUUCAGCUGAAUCAAACAAAAUAAAUUUAGUUGCUAAGACAAAUAACGAUGACAAUUCAACAUUAGCCGAAUGUGAUACAUGCUUAGCAGGGAUGAACUUGGUUCACUACAUUCUUUCAGAAAAUUAUUGGGUACAGAUUUAUAUGAUUGCAGCACAACAAGUAUGUCAGUCUAUUCCAUCAGAAAAUCUAAGAAACACUUGCCUCCAAUAUGUGAAUAAUUACCUUAAUAAAACUUUGAACAUACUGGCUACAGCAGUGAAUCCUGACUACAUUUGCAAGGCAUUACAAGCUUGUACAAAUGAUACAAAUUCUUUAACUGCUAGAAACACCGGAGAUAGUAUACUGUGUGAAGAGUGUAAAUUUGUUUAUAAUAGAAUACAAAGUAUUUUUACUGAUCACACAGAAACUAAACAAAUGAAAUCUUCAAUGAAAGUGAUAUGUUUACUUUAUGCGUCAGAUGAAUCAAAGUGUAACAAAAGCAGAUCAAUCAUGUUAUGCACUUUGCUCUUUCAUAAAACUUUACAAACUUAUCUUCCAUUAAGUGGAUGUUACAUAUGA
Schistosoma spindalis is the source of this 609-nucleotide messenger RNA. NCBI's taxonomy places the organism in Eukaryota, Metazoa, Platyhelminthes, Trematoda, Strigeidida, Schistosomatidae. The record is from the annotation of a GenBank genome assembly.